Panicum virgatum (switchgrass) is the source of this 829-nucleotide messenger RNA. RefSeq lists its product as uncharacterized. The transcript has 2 exons. The record is from RefSeq and is a predicted model, not a curated record. NCBI's taxonomy places the organism in Eukaryota, Viridiplantae, Streptophyta, Magnoliopsida, Poales, Poaceae. Bases 1 to 588 code for a protein of 195 amino acids.
AUGGAUUCAAAGGUCAUGAAGGCCUUCGAUGGCGUCAUCCUCGCUGCCCCGCCGGAAAAGAGGUCAGAAGUCAAAAAGGCCACGAUAGGACAUGCUGCAACUAUUGGCCUCCGUCUUUUUAAGGCCCAGCAAACAGGAGAUGAGAAGGAAGCUGUUACCAUGGCUCGUAUUUAUGAGAUAGUUGCUGACCAGAUAAUUGCGGCCCCGCCAUCUGCAAAGUUUCACACGAUGGAAAGCGUCUUCCCUGUAGCAGAUAACCCAGAUCUAAUAAAAUGCCCCGAUACCAACAAUUCAUACUGUGAGACAAUCUCAAAAAUUAAGAAGGCCUCAGAAGAAGUUUUAUCCGCUGCCGGACCAGCAAAAGAGUCAGAAACUAAAGAUGCAACACAAGAGCAGCUCUCGGCUGCUAACACAGCAAUCAACAAGGCGUAUGCAAAUGUAGAUGACAGGGGAAUUGCAGGUAUUCUUGCUGCGUACAGCAAGGCUGCAGAUGCGGUCAUUGCUGCUGCACCUACUCAGAAGUUGAAAGUAAUGAAAGAGACCUUUACGGCAGCUGCCAAGGCAAAUUUCCACCCACAACCACAUUGAAGAUCUCCACUUCCAAGACUACGAGGCAAGGCCAUGCCAAGUGGCACUCUUUGGCUCAAAAGACUACUUAAAGACUGAUUUGAAAUUACUUAAUAUUUGCAUGUAUGUGACUACAAAUGUCCUUGUCACAUUCUUUUUUUUCUACUUUCUAUGUUUUCUUUGAUUUUAGAAAAUGUUCAAGUCUAUGAGAUUGAAUGCAUGUUUGUACUGUUAACUUAAGAUGCAAACAACAAGCUCAUAC